UCUCCCCUUGUCCCGCGUCGUACUGAUCUUAAAGGAGAAGGGGAGAUGGAGUCUUGUCAGCUGCUCCCUGGGAAACAACCGUUCCCGGCCCCUCGCCGGCCGAGCCGUCCAGGAGCAUAGAGCGGUCCCGGCUUGUGGGAAGCACACGCACUCCUCCUCAACCUGGGACUCACGUGACUUUGCAAGCUGAUCUGUUUUAUCGGUCAUUUCUCAGCUCUUAAAAAUAUUUACUGAUCUCCUGGUUUUUUCCUCCCCUUCAUUUGCGGAUGCAGCUUUUCCCCUCCCUCUACCUGGAGUCCUGUUCCUGUAAUAAAGGGGUCGGGGGUUUGUCUGCUUGUUUUUUAAAAGGGGAAGACGAUCCACGCCUCAGCAGAGUCGGUAACCCCUGCAAGGAUGGGGCUGGGGGCAUCCGAGGACAGGCCCCUUGCCCCGGCUUGGGCACUGUCCUGCAGCACUUAGCCUGUGGUUUUCUUUUCUUGCUCUUUCUGUUGACCCUGUUGUCACCAUUGCUGAUUUCGGUUUCCGCGGUUCUGCUUACGUGACUCUGUGUCCCUCGAGCUUGGGACGCUUGACUUAGAGCCCUGCCUCAGACGGGCGUAGCCGUGCGACCCUGGGAGCAUGAUUUACCCCCUCUGUGCCUCAGUGUCCUCGUCUGUAAAACGAGGGCCCUCCCACCUGCAGAUCCGUUCAUUGUUUCUUCUGUUACAGUCGUGAACCAUGGCCUUUUUUGCCGCAGCCCUGUGUUGUGUUCCCUGUUUUUGUUGCUUCAGUGCACAGGUGCGAGGUGAAGCCAUCCCCAGGCGGCUCCCCCCACUUUCGUCUUGUUCCUUAUUGGGAGCAGCCUCUCACCUAGGCGGUCACCAGUAGUCUGCAAGCCGCCAUUUGAGAGCCUUUGGCCUCGUUCCUGUCCUUGGACACUUAUCCUGUGGGGAAUGGCUUUGUCGCAUCUUUACUUCUAAGGUCUGGGAGACCAUCAGGUGAGUUACCUCUGGUUUUUGUGGUUGAGGAAGCUAAGGCCAUUAGAGCUGGUUACAAGUGCACCCAGGCUGGAUUAGAAUUUAGUUCCUAAUGAGGAGGGUGGGAUUGACUUCCUUUCUUCCUUUAUGUGUACACACAGACACACUUUACUGAUACCUUUUUUCUUUGCGUCGUAGUCCUGAAGGGAAAAAUUCUGCCUAGGAAAACAGGCAGAUAUAUCCAGGACAGUGACCUAGUCUGACAGGCUGUGCCACGUUAUGUCCUGCUGUUGCCCUGCGUUCUCUCUGUUCAUUGCAGAGUAGAUCUACAUCUGGGAGAGGCCUCUGAGGCCGGCCAGCCCAGCCGCCUCACUCUACAGAGGAGGGACCCGAGGCCCCGGGGGAGGAGCAGAACAUGGGAGGUGCAUCUGUGACUGUGCACAGUGAAGACAGGAAGCAAACUUAAAACAGAAGGAAGAUGGUCCGACCUCUACGCACACAUGGUUUUUCUUUUUUAAAUCCAGUCGCUCAAGAGACAAGACUUUGACCCACGAAACUGAGUCAAGUAAAGUUAAGCUGACCAAACCAGCCUGGCCUUGGUGUUGCUCAUGAAUGACGCUCCAUUUCUCAUCUGCUGCCCUUUGAACUGGCUGUCCCCCAUGCCUAGAAUUCACUCCUGAAUCAUUUCUGCCCUUCAUCAUCUUGUUUCUUCAGAAGUUUGCUCAGACACUACCCUUUCCAACAAAGAAUAUUUUUUUUAAAAAGGAAGAAAGAAAGGAAGAAGGGGUAAAGCCCACCAGGCACGUUGAAGAAAACCUCAUGUCAUGCAGUUACAAAACACAAUAGAACUUGGCUGCUGCCACAAGAGGUGAGCGUGUGGUCGUAGCUGACUCAGCCGGGAAGUCAAAACAAGCAAUAGAAUUGUCAAUGCGCUGGAGCCCUGUGUGGAGAAGCCGACGGGCAACAGGGGGGCCUUCAGGCAGGAGUGGACAUCGCAUGGUGCCUUGGAAGAGACAAUUGAUCAUCUUCGGUGGAUUCCAUGAGAGUACAAGGGAUUACAUCUAUUACAAUGAUGUGUAUGCCUUUAGUCUGGACACGUAUACAUGGAGCAAGCUCUUUCCAUCAGGGACCAGUCCCACACCGAGAUCUGGCUGUCAGAUGUCAGUCUCCUCCGACGGCACCAUCGUCAUCUACGGUGGCUACUCCAAACAGAGAGUGAAGAAGGAUGUUGACAGGGGCACUCUGCAUUCGGACAUGUUCCUGCUGAAAUGCGAGGAAGGCAAGGAAGAAGACAAGUGGAUGUGGACUCGAGUCAGCCCCUCUGGAGUAAAGCCCACUCCCAGGUCUGGUUUCUCUGUGGCCGUGGCUCCCAAUGGGCGGACGCUGCUCUUUGGGGGCGUUUGUGACGAAGAAGAGGAGGAAAGCAUUGAGGGGGACUUCUUCAAUGACCUGUACUUCUAUGACAUCGCCAAGAACCGCUGGUUUGCAGGACAGCUGAAGGGCCCUAAGACAGAGAAGAGGAAACGCAGGCGAGGCAAGAAACCAGAGCCCGAGAGUGUCGAGAAUCAGGAGAGGGAAGAAAGCCACCCCCAGCAGCCGCAGGAGGAGAUCAGAGAGGUGGUGGCCGAGGAUGGGACAGUCAUGACUAUUAAACAAGUGAUCCCUGUCGCUGGGACGUUAGCAGUGUCUGAGUCUGAAGAGGAGGAAGCUUCUGAUGAGGCCGGUGGCCCUUUGGUGGAGCCCUGUGCUCGCUCGAAUGCCAUGCUGGCCGUGAAGCAAGGGGUGCUCUACGUCUAUGGGGGCAUGUUUGAAGCUGGGGACCGCCAGUUCACCCUCAAUGACUUCUACUGCAUUGAUCUGCACAAGAUGGAGGAAUGGAAGGUCUUGGUAGACAUGGAUCCUAAAACUCAAGAAUGGUUGGAGGAAAGUGACUCGGAAGACGAAGAUGAGGUAGAAGGAGCCGAAGGGGGAGAGGAGGAAGAAGAUGAGGAAACAGAGGAAGAAAGUGAAGAGGAUGAAGAAGGUGAUCAGCACCCAGUGGUUGAGCCUAAUGAAAAAUACAGUGACUAUUUGCCUCGGACUGAAGAGUAUUGGGUGAAGGUCGCUCGGAACAACAUGGGGCCUGGUGCGAAGGAGAAGAAGGUGAUCAAAGUAGCCCACGCUAUGGCCAAGACUUUUUACGGUGAUUCGGUUUAAGGACAAAACUGGUGUUUGCUCCUCAGAAUGGCAAAGUUGUUGAAAUCACUCACAUUGUUUAAAAUGUUGCUUCUGAAUAAACUGAGCCCACUGCUAUGUGACUUACAAGGUCUUUAAGACCCUGGGAAGACCAGCACCACUGGUCACUCGGCUGCUCCUGUCCUCUUCUCCUGGGGCAUUGGAAUCAGGGCAGCUGCCCUAAAGGGGGGGCCGACUCCCGUUGGCCAGGAGCGUAUGCAGAAACAGUCCGGCUGGGCAGUAUGAGGGAGGAAGGGUGAAUGAGGAGCUCCUCAUGAUGAGGUCCAGGGAGGCUGGGAGGCCUUUGGGAGUGCUCCUCCUCUGGAGACUGUCCUGAGAAACCCCUUUACUCUGUGGUUCUCCAGAAACCUGGAGGUUUCAGCACAUUUCACCUCGGAGCCCUCAGGGAGCAGCCCCAGGAUGCUGAUAAUUGUUCCCAAAAUAAAGUGUUUCGUUUGGUUCACGUUACCGUGUUCCAGUGCCACA
Molecule: messenger RNA, 3656 nt
Organism: Vombatus ursinus (common wombat)
Lineage: Eukaryota; Metazoa; Chordata; Mammalia; Diprotodontia; Vombatidae
Gene: KLHDC4
Product: kelch domain containing 4
Exons: 12
Coding region: 1884-3152 (422 amino acids)
Molecular function (GO): protein binding
Source: RefSeq, a predicted model, not a curated record